Molecule: messenger RNA, 2709 nt
Organism: Papaver somniferum (opium poppy)
Lineage: Eukaryota; Viridiplantae; Streptophyta; Magnoliopsida; Ranunculales; Papaveraceae
Product: subtilisin-like protease SBT5.4
Exons: 11
Coding region: 250-2631 (793 amino acids)
Biological process (GO): proteolysis
Molecular function (GO): serine-type endopeptidase activity
Source: RefSeq, a predicted model, not a curated record
UUUAUGCUGUGGAAGUUGGAGCCAUCAAGGUGGACCAAGGACAGAAGGAUGUAGCAGCUUUAAUGGUGGGGAAUGGGAAUCGAAUUAAAGAUAUGUUACCUGUCAAUUUAUUUGUACUAACACUUUGAAAUGAGCACUGUAGAUGUUGAAACUGUAGCAAAAGUAAGAGAAACAUAAAAUAGAAAUAAGAAGUAAUUAGGGUUUCUGGGUGGUCAAUGUAGCUUCAUCUUUAUCGAUCAAAACAAAGAAAUGAGGGUUUUUGAAGUUCCAUUGUUGUCAUUCAUUGUGAUAAUUCUCUUCUCUUUGUCACAAACACCAACAUUUGCUGUUAAAAAGUCUUAUGUUGUCUACUUGGGUGCACACUCACAUGGACCAGAAGUUACACAAUCAGAAUUGGAGAAAGUGACUGAUUCUCAUUAUCAGUUACUGAGUACUGUUUUAGGAAGUCUUGAAAAGGCCAGAGAAUCAAUUUUUUACUCAUAUACAAGAUAUAUAAAUGGUUUUGCUGCAGUCCUUGAUACCCAAGAAGCAGAGGAAAUUUCAAAGAAUCCAAAUGUUUUUUCUGUUUUUGAAAAUCAAGGAAGGAAAUUACACACCACCUAUUCAUGGAACUUCCUUGGACUAGAAUCCGAUAGCGGUGUAGUCCUGUCUCGCUCAGUAUGGAAAAUGGCGAGGUAUGGGGAAGAUACAAUCAUUGCCAACUUGGAUUCCGGAGUGUGGCCUGAAUCAAAAAGCUUUAGUGAUGAAGGAAUGGGACCAGUUCCAUCAAGAUGGAAAGGAACUUGUCAGAGUAACACUAGAAAUGGAGUUCAUUGCAACAAGAAGUUGAUUGGGGCGAGAUACUUCAUCAAGGGAUAUGCUGCUGCAGUGGGUUCAUCAAACGUCAGAAAAAAUAUUAUAUCAGCACGUGAUUAUAAUGGACACGGGACCCACACACUAUCGACGGCCGGUGGUAACUCCGUCCCAGGUGUUAGUGUGUCUGGUAACUUCCGUUUAGGUAAUGGUACAGCCAAGGGCGGGGCUCCCAGAGCUCGUGUUGCUUCUUACAAAGUCUGUUGGAUACCUGUAUAUGACGGCAGUGGAUGUUAUGAUGCUGAUAUUCUGGCUGCCUUUGAAGCCGCCAUUCACGAUGGUGUCGAUGUUAUAUCUGUAUCAAUUGGUAAAUCAGCUUCUGAUUACUUCAGCGAUGGUAUUGCCACUGGUUCAUUCCAUGCCGUGAAGCAUGGUAUCACUGUCAUCACCGCAGCCGGUAAUAUUGAUACGGAAUCUGUCACCAAGGAUGAAUCGGUUACCAAUGUCGCUCCUUGGGUGUUAACGGUUGGUGCUAACACGAUGGACCGGGAGUUUCCUGUUAGAAUUGGACUUGGCAAUCGAAAGCACCUUGAGGGCCAGAGUUUAUAUCCAGGACCUUUGCCAAUUCGGAAAUUUUAUCCUUUGAUUAAUGGCACAGCUGCAAGAGCAGCGAAUUCGACAGAUCAUGAUGCUCAGUUGUGUAUUGCUGGGUCACUUGAUAUUAAGAAGGUAAAGGGGAAGAUAUUGGCAUGCCUUCGGGGAAUAACAAAUCGAACGGAUAAAGGUAGAGUCGCUCUUGAUGCUGGGGCCAUUGGGAUGAUUCUGGUCAAUGACAUUUUAACCGGGAAAGAAACUGUAGCUGAUCAUCAUGUUCUUCCCAGUGCACACAUCAACUACCGAGAUGGUCUGAUCUUGCUCUCUUACAUCAAUUCAACAAAGUCACCAGAUGUUUUUAUGACGCGUGCAAGAACGCAAUUUGGUGGGAAAGCAGCACCUGUCAUGGCUAGUUUCUCAUGUAAAGGACCCAAUACUAUCACACCUGAAAUUCUUAAGCCUGAUAUCACUGCACCAGGAGUAAAUAUUAUUGCAGCAGUCAUUCCAACAGCAGGCCCUACAGGUGAAACAGACAAUCCCGUUUUUUAUAGUGCCAAAACUGGAACUUCAAUGUCAUGCCCUCAUAUUUCUGGUAUCGCUGGCCUUCUCAAAACACUUCAUCCCGAUUGGAGUCCAUCUGCAAUUAAAUCAGCAAUUAUGACUACUGCAAGGACCCGAGAUAGCCGGAAGUUGGCAAUGCGGAACUCGUCAAAUAUCCAAGCAACCCCAUUCAAUUAUGGAUCAGGACAAGUGAGACCCAACGCUGCUAUGAACCCUGGUUUGGUGUACGACUUAAAAACUAACGACUACCUAAACUUCCUCUGUGGACUUGGCUAUGAUGAAUCCAAACUCAAGGCUUUCAGUACUGCAGGCAUGCAUUAUAAAUGCCCUAAGUCGUACAACCUAACCAAUUUUAACUACCCUUCUGUCACUGUACCUCAUCUCCAUGGUUCAAUUACUGUGACAAGAACCCUUACGAAUGUUGGUUCUCCUGGAACCUACAAAGCUCGAAUACGUGCACCUCGAAGGAUAAGGGUAUCCGUUGAGCCAAAAACGUUAACAUUUGACAAGAUCGGUGAAGAAAAGACUUUUAAAAUAAACUUGAAGGCUGUCUUCAAAAAGAGAAGGAACUCGAAGGCUGUACAUUCUGCGAACGAAUAUACAUUUGGGAGGCUAACAUGGAGUGAUGGUGUGCAUUUUGUUAGGACCCCUGUUGUAGUGAGGGCAGUUACUGCAUUGCGGUAGUAUUUUUGUUCAGCAACUAUUUUCUUAAUCUAAUAUUAUCUAUUUUUUUGAUGAAUUAAUCUAAUAUUUUCAUUCUAA